AUGGACACAGCACCUGCAUCGGCGCCCACCGCCGGCGCUUCGUCGCCCUUAACGUCCAGUCCGCGCGCACAAGCGUCUACUCACGCACUCGUAUCUGCCGCAGCGGCUUCUUCUGAUGCAGCAGCCGGAUCAGUGCUUCCACGAAGGAUCCAUUCCGAGCGUGACGACGUCGAGACCGCGACCAAUCGGCGGCGGCGUCUUCAGCAGCAGCGCUGUAAUUACUCGGUCAAGAAGAAGCGCGAGCUCAUUGCGCUAGCGCAAGUCGCAGGGGUGCGAGAAGUGUGUCGCAUGGAGGGCAUUCCCCGUCGCACGCUUCGCCAUUGGCUUGACGACGCCGAGAAGAUCAACAGCUUUGAAGGACCAGAGUCGAGGAAGUCCAUUGGGCGCUCGGGCCGGCGCGAGCUGCUGCCGUUCGGACGGGAACUCACGACGUUCUUAUUGGACGGACGUCUUGACGGACGUGAGGUGACGUCGUCGCACAUGAUUGGCUACAUUCGAGAGCACCAUCAACCGUGGCUGGACAAGUACUUGGCCGACAAAAAGAGCGCCGAGAGCGGCCAAGCAGCCCUCACGAGACUCUGUCAGCGGUUCGUUGAGCGGCAUGGAUUUACGCAGACUGGCAGUGCAAUGCGGGGUCGAGAUGCAGGGACAGGGACAGACACGGAGAAUUCAAACGUCACAUUUCAGGUCAAAACGGAGACAGAAAGUGAAAAAGAUUGCGGAAUCGCUGAUUCAGCCACACCGAAAGUCAUGUGUACAAACAUUAGUGAUGAUCAUGGUGAAGACGACAGCCCGCUGCUGUGUGGACUUGAUAUUGGCACAACUGCCGUCAAGUGUGUGUUAGUGAAGAUUGAUGAUGGCGGCAAAGCUGUCGGCACUGUGGCUGUCGCCAGCGUCCCGCUCAGUGAUGUGUUGAGUAAACCGACUGGGUUAGAUGGAGAAGCCAGGGUCCAAGAGCUUGGCGUUCAAAACGUGGACCAGGUGCUGUUGGCAGUGCAGCGUGCAGUGAUGCUGCUGCCAGCGAUGGAAAGACGACGAGUCACGUCAGUUGGUAUUUGUGGCCAAAUGCACGGAAUCGUGUGGUGGCGUAGUUGUUCUGUACAUGAAGCGGCGGAACGUGUGUUGGCAGCAGACGACAGUAAGCUACAGCAACAAGAUGACGCUUCUGACGAGUGUGCAUGGAGCGAGCUUAUUACGUGGCAAGAUCAACGCUGCACGCCUUCGUUCUUGGAUAGCUGUCGGGAAAAGAUUGCCCAUACUAACGCCCCCGGCGGUUCUUCCGCGUUCAGUCCGAUCGCUGCUGGCUACGGAUUGGCCACCUUCGCACACACGCUGGAACACUCUCCACGCACGUUAGUGGGUAUGGACGCGUGUGGGACAAUUCACGAUUUUGUGGCUUUCGUUCUGUGUGGCCAUACGCUUCCAAGCGAAGUCUGUAUGGAUACCACUGAUGCUUACAGUUGGGGUGGCUUCGGUUUACAAACUCAGACAUGGGACUCCAGCGUGCUGCACGCCUUACAGGUUCCGUCAUCAAUGCUACCUGCCGUAAAGAAGCCAGGCACUUGCGUUGGUCAUACCUCUCCAGGACUUUCUGGCUUCGGCUUGCCCGAUAACAAGCCUGUGUUUGUGCCAAUGGGUGAUCAUCCAUGCUCUGUGCUGGCCGCUUUGGCACACCGCCAGGCAGCUUCGGGCAGCGAUGGGAACUUAACGUUGGUUAAUGUCGGUACAUCGGCUCAGGUGGCUUUAGUACUGGCAAGUGCAGAUGUCGCAAAAUUCUCUUCAUGCUUCAAUCACGAGUCCAGCGUUAGUGAUGUCUGCGAUAACUCUACUUUCGAAGUACGACCAUUCCUAUUCGAGGACCGCUAUGUGGGCGUGGCAGCCUCGCUUUCCGGCGGCAACGCGUUUGCGUGGCUGGUGCAGCAAUGGCAGCUAUGGGCUAAAGAUAUGGGUCUUGCUCCAGAGUGCAACGACUAUACUGUAGCGCAAGCGGCCCAGCGCGAAGCUGAAGUCUACGCUCGACUGAUCGAGCUGGGAUUGCAGCGAAAAAACACCGAGUUGACAUUUGUGCCGACGAUCAACGGCGAGCGUGCAAACCCCGGUGCCACUGGCAGCAUCUUGAAUCUGCGGAUGAACAAUUGGAGCAUGGGCGACAUAAGCGCGGCAUUGGCUCGUGGCCUUGUAGACAACCUCUUUGCCAUGAUUCCCACGGAGCUGCGACAGCUGGUGGCCUUGCAACCGAUGAUCGGUACGGGUAACGCGCUUGUGCGCAACGGACUGCUGCAGCACUUCCUCCUGCGGCACUUGGAUGAGCCGUCGUAUCUUCAGCUGCAGACCGCCACGGAUGCUGCCGUGGGCGCGGCGCUGGCCCCGUUGCUCGUAUCUGGUACUCCGGUCAUGCUUGACUCGUUGCGUGGCCUGGAAAAGAGUCGCACUGAAGAGGGCUCUGUCGUGAAUAAUGCGCCUCACUGA
Molecule: messenger RNA, 2469 nt
Organism: Peronospora matthiolae
Lineage: Eukaryota; Oomycota; Peronosporomycetes; Peronosporales; Peronosporaceae
Source: the annotation of a GenBank genome assembly